AUGGAUCCCGCUACGGGCGAGGCGGUGCUUGGCGGCGUCUGCAUCGGAAUGUGGUUGUUGGUCACUGUCGUCUGCUGCUCCCGCGCUCCCUUGCUGCUGGAGGGCAGCCAUCAUCCUCUUGCGUCGCCGCUGGUAGCGAUAAAGGUCGCCAUUGUUGUUCUGCUUGCCCUCUGGGCGUUCUGUUACGCGGGGCUGGGCGAGUUUGAUUUGCUCUUUCCAGAUGCACACUGGCGUAUUCUGCCGGCCUGCCUUUUUUACUUGCUCGUGCUGCAAUUCCUGCGCCCAAUAGCGGUGCUUCUCUUCUGCGUCGUCAUCUCCACCCCGGCGUCAUUUUCGCAGGGUGUGGUGUCUGGUCGUGCAAACCAAGAAGCCUCCUUACCCAACCGACGGGCUGAUUCUGUGGCGACGUUGCCGGUGGAUGCGGCGGGAAAGUUCCCUGUGUUGUACCUGCGCCGCGAGGGGUUAGUUGGCGCUGAUUUUCAGGGGGCGUGCUCGGCGGCCGAGGAAGUGGGUUCCGAAGGGCAGGCGCAGAACCGGUGUGGCGUGGCUGGGAGAUUCACACACGGGGCAGCUCCGUGCUGUGCGUCCGUGGCAAAUACGGAGGAGCUGGACCUUAAGGGUCUCGCCGACACCCCACUUUCGACGAUCCGCGGCGGCAUUCGUCACGCGCAGCUUAAUCAUAUGAUUCACGCGGCAAAUGUACUCGGCGGCGUCGACGGAAGCGACGGCGCGAUGCGGCCGCUGCCGGGGGGCUGGGAGCCGCCUCCGUUGGAGGACCCCGUGGGCGCGGAGUCGCGGCAGGAGAGUAAUAGAAGUGAGCUCCUACCUGGCUCGGCGAAUGAUGCGGCGCGGGCGCCAGAGGAAAGUUUUGGGGGUUACAACCUCUACGGUGAGGAGUGCGGCGUCGGCGCUUCGCACCCCAGGCGGAGCUGUUGUUUCAUCCCAGCUACUGUCGGCUACUGGAUUAUUGGUCGCGUGCCGCCUGAGGAUGUCGCGGGGCUGCGGGAGAGCCCAACGGAGCGGUGGUCGCGUCUCUUGCUGUGGCGCAUCGCCCUGCGCAUGCAGUCGCUGAUUCUUGUGUGGUUGCUGUCCAUUUGCCUGAGCUGCGUCUUUGUCUCGUUUGCGCUGACGGAGGAGGUGCGCAGUUGCAUGGAGCGCACCUCAGAGACGGCUGUGUGUCGCGCCCCUGGCAUGGAGGCCCUCUCCCCGCCACGGCUGCACCUCCCGCGCUCCCUCAGUAUCAUAGGACUUAUAGACAACGCCCUGCUGCUCCUGCUGUGGGUCAUCUGCGGCGUGGAGUGUCUCGGUCACAUUGGCAAUGCCAUGACAAAGCAGAGCUUCGUACGCACCUACAUUGUGGGGGCGUUGCUGCUGAUGUUGCACACGAUAUAUGACUCCGUGGAGUUGUUUGACGAGCUCCGGUACAAUGGACUGGUGACCGUGGCGAUAUUCAUGCUGAGGAACGUGUGCGACGCCAUCCUGGCCACCCUGCUUGCGCUGCGCCUGGGCAGCGGCAACAACCGGAUGCCGCGGUGGUACCUUUUUCUCGAGUUGCUGUGGCAGAAGGCGGCCGAGAGCAAGCUGUGGAGGCCCGUAGAAUAG
Molecule: messenger RNA, 1602 nt
Organism: Trypanosoma conorhini
Lineage: Eukaryota; Euglenozoa; Kinetoplastea; Trypanosomatida; Trypanosomatidae
Exons: 1
Coding region: 1-1602 (533 amino acids)
Source: RefSeq, a predicted model, not a curated record